Molecule: messenger RNA, 1258 nt
Organism: Nematolebias whitei (Rio pearlfish)
Lineage: Eukaryota; Metazoa; Chordata; Actinopteri; Cyprinodontiformes; Rivulidae
Gene: dnase2
Product: deoxyribonuclease II, lysosomal
Exons: 7
Coding region: 115-1254 (379 amino acids)
Biological process (GO): apoptotic DNA fragmentation
Molecular function (GO): deoxyribonuclease II activity
Source: RefSeq, a predicted model, not a curated record
UCGUUACCAAAACAAGGAUGUAGAAACAAACUAUAUUUGGGGAUUUCAGUAAAUGUUCACCAUGUGAGCUAAAACUCUGAUUGACAAGGCAUCGCUGAAGGGAGUCGGUGAAAGAUGCUUCUGUUCCUGUUAGUUGCCUGUCUGCCACUAGAGGGCGACACGUCACCAAUCAGCUGUUACAACGACCAGGGAGAUGCUGUUGAUUGGUUUUAUUUGUACAAACUGCCUAAAGAAGGGAUGAGCAAAUCUCCGAAAGAGGGCGAGAUGUACUUGUUGCUUGAAAAAGGCAGUGAAGGCUGGACAGAGGGGAAGGUGACGGUAAACGACACUCUGGGAGCUCUGGGCCGGACGGUGGGGCAGCUGUACUCGCAGGAAAAGAAGUCUGAUGUGGCGUACAUCCUGUACAACGACCAGAGGCCGACUGACGAGUUCAGGAGCAGAGGGGAUGACGCCAGGGGGAGCAGAGGGGGGCACACCAAAGGCGUCGUGCUGCUGGAUCAAACCCAGGGCUUCUGGUUGGUCCACAGCACCCCUCACUUCCCCCCCGAGCGACAGACCGGGCAGUACUCCUUUCCCAGCAGCGGUGAGAACAACGGCCAGAACUUCAUCUGCGUUUCCUACCCGCUCGACCGCUUCCAGACCAUCGGAGAACAGCUGCAGAUCAAUCAACCCAACGUGUACGACUGCGAUGUCCCAGAGUCCUUUGCGUCUUUGGUGCCGGCGCUGGCUGCUGUCUGCGACAAAACCCGUCGGUCCGGUCAGAUUUCUCCUCACUCUAAAACCGUGUCCAACCGCAGUGUGACGCUGACCUCAAAGGAAGGCACCGACUUCAUCAGCUUCGCCAAAGGAGCCUCGUUCGACAACGACUUGUACCACUCGUGGGUGGCCCCCGCCCUCCAGUCAGACCUCCUGGUUCAGUUCUGGGUUCGCUCCCCGGGCAUCCUCCCCUCCAACUGCUCGCUGGGCUGGAAGGUUCUGGACAUCACGCUCCUCAACCCGGGCCAGACCUACCCCUUCAAGAACACCCAGGACCACUCCAAGUGGGCGGUCAGCCCCGAGGCGGCGAGGCGGGGGGCGGGGGGAGGCUGGGUGUGCGUGGGGGACAUAAACAGGAACGAGGCGGAGGAGAAGCGCGGUGGAGGAACAGUGUGCCUGCAGGAUCCGGUGGUUUGGAAGGCUUACCGAGCGGCAGCGCUGCAGUGCGAGGACUGUGGGGGGGGAACAAUUCAGUGUCCCCCACCCUCCCUGCUGUAAGAAG